This is a messenger RNA of Acaulospora morrowiae, 871 nucleotides long. The record is from the annotation of a GenBank genome assembly. Lineage: Eukaryota; Fungi; Glomeromycota; Glomeromycetes; Diversisporales; Acaulosporaceae.
AAAGCCCCGAUCGUGUUGUAAUUAUUAAAAAUUACUUGAGUCAAUUUCGAGAUAUAUUCGAAUUUCAUAACCCAUCUGAUCACGGACUUGAUUCAAUUUUGUCGGUACAUGAUGUUGAUUAUAUCGAAUAUUUGAAAACCGCAUAUACUGAAUGGUGUAAUGAGGGUGGAGACAGGAAUGGGGUUAUACCAGAGACAUUUGCACAUAGCAAGAUUUUAAACACCGCAAAGAAUUUAAAAACAGUCAAAUCAUCAUUGGCCAAGGCUGGGAUUUAUUGUUUUGAUUUAUCUUGUUGCAUUACUGAAGAUACAUGGGGGGCGGUUUAUGAGUCGGCACAGGUUUGCAUUAGUGCUGCGAAAGAACUUUUAAAUUAUAAUUUAGAAAGAUCUGGAGAUAUUGGUGUAUUUGCACUCUGUCGACCUCCGGGCCAUCAUGCGAAUAGUAAUGUAUGUGGUGGUUACUGCUUUCUUAAUAAUGUUGCGAUCGCAACCAAGCUUUUAAUUUAUGAUAAUUCUGAUGAGUUCAAAAAUCAGAAUAAAGUUGUUAUAUUGGAUAUUGACUAUCAUCAUGGCAAUGGAACACAAGAUAUUUUUUACUCUCAAUCAAAUCCAUUGUAUGUUUCAUUUCAUGCUUCCAAUGAUUAUCCUUACUUUACUGGGGACGAAUCAGAGGUCGGAAGUGGCGAAGGUGAAGGAUUCAAUAUUAAUAUUCCUUUGCCCAAAGAAACUAAUGAUGAAGAAUAUGUAGAAAAGUUAAAAGUUGUUAUCCAAAGUAGAAUAAUACCUUACAAUGCAAAUUAUCUGAUUGUUUCAUUGGGGGUUGAUACAUAUAAAGAUGAUCCUAUUGCAGGGUUUGGGAUCACAACUUUAGG